Corylus avellana is the source of this 1472-nucleotide messenger RNA. RefSeq names its product Developmental regulator, ULTRAPETALA (gene ULT2). The record is from RefSeq and is a predicted model, not a curated record. Gene Ontology annotation, molecular function: DNA binding. Gene Ontology annotation, cellular component: nucleus; cytosol. NCBI's taxonomy places the organism in Eukaryota, Viridiplantae, Streptophyta, Magnoliopsida, Fagales, Betulaceae.
UCUCCACAAAACCCAAUGCCCUGACCCCCAAACAAACACCUCCAUCAUCUCUCUCUCUCUCUCUCUCUCUCUCUAUUUCUCUAUCUUUCUCUCUCUUAUUCUCAUAUGUCAUAUCAUGCAAGUAGCACCCUAAGCGCCCUUUAAGCCCCUUCGCCCCACGACAUUUGUUUCCCCCCCUUGGCCAGCUCAUUCAUUCAUUCACAGGUCACACAACCCCAUCACCAACCCAACCCAACCCCUCCUCUUUCUCUAUUACUUUUCUCUCUCUCUCUCUCUCUCUCUCUCCCACUUUCAACGUUUUCUCCACCAGAUCUCUCGGAGUGACCCUUUGGAGAUGCGCGCUCUUCGACCCUCUUCUCUCUGCCCCUUUAUAUAGUUUUCUGGAAUAUCUUGUGGGGUUUUCUGGGUUCGGUUGGGUUGCUGUUAAAGGACAGUUUUUUUUUUUUUUUUUCCUUUUUUCCUUUGGUGAGAGAGAGAGAGAGAGAGAGAGAGCGAGCGAGCGAGCGAAAAUGGCUAAUGGGGUCGAGAGAGAGAGUGAGUUGGUGGUGGUGUUUAGCGAUGAGGAGCUGAGAGAGGUGAGUGGGGUGAAGAGAGGCUUGGACUACAUAGAGGUCACGUGUGGGUGUACCAGUCAUAGGUAUGGUGAUGCUGUUGGGAGGCUUAGGGUUUUCCAAAAUGGUGACCUUGAAAUCACUUGUGAAUGCACCCCUGGUUGUCAGGAAGACAAGUUGACUCCAGCUGCAUUUGAAAAGCAUUCUGGAAGAGAGACAGCUAGGAAAUGGAAGAACAAUGUUUGGGUCAUAGCUAAUGGGGAGAAGGUUCCAUUAUGUAAGACGGUGCUGCUCAAAUACUACAACCAAGCAUCAAAAAAUGCUAAUGGAUCCCACAGAUCCCAAAACGGGCGAGUUUGUCAUCGGGAUGAGUUUGUUGGCUGUACUAAGUGUAACAAGGAGCGCAGGUUCCGGCUGCGGACAAAAGAGGAGUGUCGGAUUCAUCACGAUGCUUUGGCAGAUGUGAAUUGGAAAUGUUCCGAUCUGCCAUAUGACAAAAUUACAUGUGAUGAUGAUGAAGAGCGAGCAAGCCGCAGGGUGUACAGGGGCUGCACCCGGUCUCCAACAUGCAAGGGCUGCACUUCUUGUGUGUGUUUUGGAUGCGAAAUCUGUCGUUUCUCAGAUUGCAGCUGCCAGACUUGCAUCGACUUCACUAGAAAUGCAAGAACUUGAGUCUCCAAAGCAAACCCUUCGACCUUGAUAUUCCCCCCCUUGGUCUGGGUUCUUUGCCCAUUCAAGCCCCCCCACCAAGAUUUAAAAAGAGGCACUCAGUGACAUUGUCUUCUUCCUUACAUUGGAAAUGAACUUCCAGUCCCUGGGUUCAUCAGUGUUCGCUGUUCUCAUCGACUGGUUUAGAACUUUCAAAUUCAGUAAUUUAUUCCCAUCAUUUACAUAUUUGGCAUGUGUGUGAUUUAUUUCUUU